Messenger RNA from Frankliniella occidentalis (western flower thrips), 932 nucleotides. Its product is annotated as gustatory and odorant receptor 24-like. The record is from RefSeq and is a predicted model, not a curated record. The transcript has 3 exons. Gene Ontology annotation, biological process: sensory perception of taste. Gene Ontology annotation, cellular component: membrane. Bases 182 to 406 code for a protein of 74 amino acids. Lineage: Eukaryota; Metazoa; Arthropoda; Insecta; Thysanoptera; Thripidae.
CUUCAAAUCACUCCUCUAGGCACCCUCUACUCUACACGCUUUCGGUCGCUAAAAGAGACACCCUGUAUUCGAUCCGCCAUCCCCAUUAUUAUUUCAAUCUUCCGAUUCGUUUUUCCUUUACAUCUCUUAGGUCGGCAAAGGCUUCCUCCAGCCACUUGAAACUUUCUGUACCCUGAGGUCGAUGGGAGAAGCCACAGCAGAUGAGAUCAGCAACUUCCGAGAAAUUGUUGCCUCGAGCCCAGUCGUGGUGUCCGCAGCUGGCUUUUGGGACAUCGACCGACAUUCACUCAGUUCGAUUAUGGCCACAUCUGUCGGGUAUCUCAUCGUUCUGAUCCAGUUCCGAGCUUCUCCAGAAUCUGUUUUGAAAACUCUCAGAAAUAGUACUACUACUGUCGAUGUUGCGUAAAUCCGUAGGCAAAACCGCACUUCAUGUUUUUGUAGCGUGGAAGCAGGAAGGGCGGGUGAUCCUCGCCGUCUUUUUUCCCACUUAUACUGUACCAGGUGGCUGAUUAACCCCGCUCACUUGGUUAUGCUGUACCGCACGCACGAGUGCGGGCGGGUUGCCUACUCGCUCGGCCCGUAAGGCGCCGUGGACAGGGGCGAUAAGCCCACCCGCACUCGUGCGUGCUGCCGACUGAUUCCGAAGAGCGCUCUCCUAUACCUUCCGUAUAGCUCCAUCCUUGUCGCACUCAUGGAGCAGCUCCCCUUGAGCGCUCUCCGGAAUCAGUCUGCUGUACAGCAUAACCACAGAGGUGAGCGGGGUUACUGGAUGCAUAAGGCGUGCAGGCGGGCUCGCCAUGGCAUCUUACGGCCCCGUGAAAGUAUGCAACCCAGUGAACGUAAUCAUCCAGUACAGUACUGGAAGCAGAAAAAAAAGACGGCGCGGAUCACCCACCCUGUAUUCACACCUUUCAAACUGAUGGAUAAAGCUC